CCGGGCGCCUGUUUGGAGGCAAGCGAACGUGCCAGGAACGACCACUUCUCCUCCGCCCUCCUGCCAAAAUAUAUUUCGUCUCUGAGCAGCCCUUGCCCUCUCUCUCUGUGACCGGCGAGCUCACCGUCUUUCAGCAUCUCCAGACAUGGCCACCCCCGCCGCCAGGAUCCGACCCUUCCAGCCCUCUGACGACAAAGAUGUCCGGUUCAUCGUGGGCAAGGCAGCUAUGGAGCCCCUCGCUGUCGCCAACAUGAAAGUGUACAUGCACCCCAUUACCCUGGCCAUCUGGGGAGGCUUGUCGUGCAUAUUCAUCCAAUACAUGCAAUGGUGGCCUCACCCAGACUAUGGCUUCCUCGGAUACUUUCUGCCCCUGCCCGGCUUUGCAUGCAUGGCAGUACCGAUAAUGUUCCUGUGUGAUUGGUUUAACCGUCAACCCAUCGAAGAAGCGAUGCAACAAGUCCUGCACCGGCCCGACCUCGUCAGCGUCACCGCCUGGUACUCGCGCUCGCCCUCCUCAGGCGUGUGGAUCCUCGAGUUCGGCGACAAGUUCGUCGGGCUCAUUGCGCUCGACGCCUCGCUCGAUUCCACUUCCACCGCGCCCGUCUCCGCCACGCAGUCGCUCGCCAAGCGCGGCAAGAAGGUCGAGUUCCCUAGCGGCACGAGCUACACCGCCGUCAUCCGCCACUUCUACGUCGACGAGGCGUAUCGCCCCGCCGGCGCGCAGCACGACCUCCUCCAGUUCGUGCUGAAGCACGCGUUUGAGAGCGACCCGGCAGUACAGGAGGUCAAGUGUCAUGAUAGCCCGCUGAGGAAGUAUGUGAGCGAUGCGCUGAAGAAGGCGGGCUUUGAGCUGGAGUGGAAGAUGGACAAGGUUGGGAUGCUGGGGUGGCAGAACAGCCUGCGCACGCUCAACAGGAGCAAGUGGAGGCCGGUGACAUGAAGUAUUGUACUUUCUCCUCGAAUCUAAUUUCGUGUAAUUCAAAUCUUCC
This is a messenger RNA of Rhodofomes roseus, 989 nucleotides long. RefSeq lists its product as uncharacterized. The transcript is spliced from 3 exons. Gene Ontology annotation, molecular function: N-acetyltransferase activity. The record is from RefSeq and is a predicted model, not a curated record. The coding region runs from base 146 to 940 and encodes 264 amino acids. NCBI's taxonomy places the organism in Eukaryota, Fungi, Basidiomycota, Agaricomycetes, Polyporales, Fomitopsidaceae.